Phycomyces blakesleeanus NRRL 1555(-) is the source of this 351-nucleotide messenger RNA. RefSeq lists its product as hypothetical. The record is from RefSeq and is a predicted model, not a curated record. Gene Ontology annotation, molecular function: nucleic acid binding. The transcript has a single exon. NCBI's taxonomy places the organism in Eukaryota, Fungi, Mucoromycota, Mucoromycetes, Mucorales, Phycomycetaceae. Bases 1 to 351 code for a protein of 116 amino acids.
AUGAAAGCGCAAAAGUACAAGAUGCUUUUGAUCCUUGAUAAUUUCUCUGGUCAUAUAGUAGAUUAUGUGCCUACAAAUGUUGAGCUUCUUUUUCUGUCUCCAAACACCACGUCCCAUCUUCAGCCAUUGGAUGGUGAAAUCCUUCAGGCUUUUAAGGCUUAUUUCAAACAUAAACAGUAUGCCAAGGCAUAUCAAUAUAUUGGCAUGAUUCAAAAUGGCCAACAAGAUAACACUAUGAGAAAAAAAGAGGUGCACCUGGGGGUUCACUGGGGGGCCGCCCAGGGGGCUGCCCAGGAGGGUGAAGUUGAUGUGGUGAUCCAGACACUCGGAUGUUGGAUUUAUCACAUAUAA